CUGGUGGACAUUUUUGUUCGUGUUUUCCAUUUCAUCCAAUCGGGGCAAAUAGUUUUGGCUACUGUCCACACUUCUUAUGGUUGCUGUUCAUUUCAGAUUGGUCUCGACAGGAGUUUUGAACUGUGCAAAAUCUGCUACGAAAAGAACCUAAACAUCAUUCAGGCAGACUGUUUAUUCAUACCGGUUGCCGACUGUCGUUUCGAUGCUAUCAUUUGCAUUGCCGUCAUUCAUCAUUUCGCGGACGAGGAACGUCGUUUUCGAGCUCUUUGCGAACUUGUUCGUGUAGUAAAGCCAGGUGGUAAAGUUCUGGUGUACGUGUGGGCGUUUGAACAGCUGAAGGAACAUCAGCCGUCAGUCUACCUGCAGUCAAUCAUGGCCAAGAAACAUGACUCGGUACAAUCAUUCAAUGAAUCGUCGCCAUCGACCUCACAGAUGCUCAGUGAUAUGCAGCCCUCAUCCUUGCCGGUGUUUAGUAAAAUGAACAGCUUCGAACAGCAAGACUUCUUACUUCCGUGGAAAUCUUCCUGUGCAUACGCAAGUCAUUCGUCAAGAUCUGUCCUUCGCUACUAUCACGUGUACAAAGAAAAUGAACUGGAAACCGCGUGUGCCCUGAUUCGCGGUUGUACGAUUUAUGACAGGUUUUACGAACAGGGGAACUGGGCAGUUGUUCUGCAGAAAAACGCUUGCUAA
Molecule: messenger RNA, 690 nt
Organism: Soboliphyme baturini
Lineage: Eukaryota; Metazoa; Nematoda; Enoplea; Dioctophymatida; Soboliphymatidae
Source: the annotation of a GenBank genome assembly